Cucurbita pepo subsp. pepo (vegetable marrow) is the source of this 572-nucleotide messenger RNA. NCBI's taxonomy places the organism in Eukaryota, Viridiplantae, Streptophyta, Magnoliopsida, Cucurbitales, Cucurbitaceae. The record is from RefSeq and is a predicted model, not a curated record.
UCCUACAGGCAAUAAAAAAUUCUCCUGGUUGUGUUCACUCGUUAGCUUCACGAAUUUUACCAUAUUUAGUGCCUAUACUAGACAAACCCCACCAGCAACCAGAUGGUUUAGUACCUGGAUCGUUAGAUCUAUUGGCAAUGCUAUUGAAGAAUGCUCCAAUAGAUGUUGUGAAAGCAGCGUAUGAUGCUUGUUUUGAUGGUGUUGUCAGGAUAGUCCUUCAAACUGAUGAUCAUAGUGAAUUGCAGACUGCUACAGAAUCUCUAGCAGCUUUUGUAGCUGGGGGAAAGCAAGAAAUUCUUACUUGGGGUUCUGGAUUUACAAUGAAAAGUUUGCUUGCGGCAGCUUCGAGGCUAUUAGAUCCUAAGAUGGAAAGUUCUGGAUCUUUUUUAGUUGGAAGUUUUAUCCUGCAAUUGAUAUUGCAUCUUCCAUCGCAAAUGGCCCAACAUCUUCCUGACCUGGUUGCUGCACUGGUUAGGCGAAUGCAAUCUGUUCAAAUUGCAGGAGUGCGAGGCUCGUUGAUACUUAUUUUUGCUCGAUUGGUAAUUGUCCUUGAGUGAAAAAACGUUUAGUCA